UGGGUAUAAAACUAAAAGAAAACGAUUGACAUCGUUCAUUCCACCAUUAACUGCUAAAGUGAAAGCUGCGAAAAAACUUAGUCUAAAACCAAAAAAUAUCAAAGAUAUAUUUUCAAACUAAAUAUGUCUUUCCUUCAUAAUCAUUCUUGCGAGUGCGUUAAGUCAGAAUUGGAUUUGUUUGCACUACCGUCUACACAAACUAGCAUUGAAAAUGGAUUGUGGAUUCAUUAUAAACCAAUUUCAUCUCUUGGUGAUGAUGGACCUAUCGAGUUUCAAGUUCCUGGGACCGGCGAUGACUACAUAGAUUUGUCUCAUACAUUACUCCACAUAAAGGCAAAAGUAUUAAAUCAAGAUUCAACUAACUUGGUAUCUACUACAAUAGUAGCACCUGUAAAUAAUUGGCUGCAUUCACUUUUUAGUCAACUUGAUGUUUAUUUAAACCAAAAACUUGUAUCACCACCUAAUAAUACCUAUGCAUAUCGAGCAUACAUGGAAACCCUUUUAAACUAUGCCCCUGCUGCUAAACAAUCUCAUCUUACUUGUAGUCUUUGGUAUGAGGAUACAGCAGGAAAAAUGGAUUCUACAGAUGGUAAAAACAUAGGAUUUGUUAAAAGACAGGAAUUGAUUAGUGAAAGUAAGGAAAUAGAAAUGAUUGGUCAUCUUCACGGUGACAUUUUUAACCAAGAUAAAUUUUUAAUUAAUGGUGUUGAAAUGAGUGUUAAAUUGGUUCGAUCAAGAGAGAGUUUUAAUUUAAUUGUUGGAUCAAACGAUGUAAAGUUUAAAGUUUGUAUUACGGACGCAACUCUUAUUGUUCGACGAGCACGAAUUAAUUCAAGUGUAUUACUCGCACAUCAAAAAGUUUUAGCUUCUACCACUGCUAAAUAUCCUAUUACUCGAGCUGAAGUAAAAGUUUUAACAAUUCCUUCGGGUGUUCAAGGAAAAACUCUUGAUAAUAUAUUUUUAGGACAGGUACCGAAAAGAUGUAUAAUUGGAUUUGUGAACAAUUCUGCAUUUAAUGGUUCCCUUACUAAAAAUCCAUUUAACUUUGAAAACUAUGGUAUUAAUUCUUUCAGCUUAUAUAUUGAUGGUCAACAAAUACCUUCAAAAGCUUUGCAACCAUCUUUUAAUAAUAGCAUAUUUACAUCAGCAUAUCAUACUCUAUUCUCGGGAACUGGUAUUCACUUUCUUAAUGAAGGAAAUGGAAUCUCUUGUGAACAGUAUGGCAAAGGUUACUGUCUAUUAGCAUUUGACUUAACUCCUGAUUUAUCAGCUAACUCAUCAACUCAUUGGAAUCUCAUAAAGCAUGGUAGUGUAAGAAUAGAAGUACGAUUUGAAUCCUCAUUAAUACAAACAAUUAACUGUAUAGUUUAUGCUGAGUUUGAUAAUAUUAUUGAGAUAGAUAAAAACAGAAAUGUUACUGUAGACUAUAGUAGUUAAGGUUAUAAUAUGUGUUGUGUGUUAGAUUUUAUGUGUUAUGUGUAAUGCAUUUUGUGUGUAUGUAACUAUGUGAAACGUUAUAAAAUUAAAUAAAACAAAUUGUAUGCAAUAUAUUUUUUUUUAUUUCUUUAUAAAUCUUCUAUUUAAUCUAAUACAAAACACUGUUCGAGUUGAAAUUUUACAUAAGCACACUGACUAAACCACUGAACAUGCUGCUGCCAAGGAUCAUCAUCAUCUUCCCAAUCUUUUAAACCACCACCACAAUGGAAACACUUGGUCCCGUCUGCAUGGCCAGUAUAAAAGAAACCAGCUUCUGCAAGAUCUUCAGGUUUCUGUCGCAUAACUAGAGGCCAGUUUUCGAAACUAAGCAAACGGCUAGAUUUUGAACUGAAGAAUGGAUAUUCAGCUCUUGAGUACUGCAUACUCUUCUCGUUUUCUUCUCCACUCAGUGUUGUAGUUUUGUUAUUCAAUGAUGUGUUUUGUACACGUAUGCCACACUCAUCUCUUCCUUCCGCUCUUGUCUUCCUGUAAUUGAAGUAAACAGAAUCACAUUCACUAAUGAUCAGCUAAUGACUGUCAUUGUUAAAAAAGUAUUUUUUAACUUUUUCACUUUCUGCUAUUGUCUUUGUUAUAUUGUAUACGAGGGCGUUUGUGUUGUCGUAGAUGCUUGUAAGUAGUGUAGUUGUACCACUUCUAGACCACCUGAGUCAGACGUGGUUCAACGACGUUCGUCGACACCCGAUCCU
This is a messenger RNA of Parnassius mnemosyne (clouded apollo), 2183 nucleotides long. The record is from the annotation of a GenBank genome assembly. NCBI's taxonomy places the organism in Eukaryota, Metazoa, Arthropoda, Insecta, Lepidoptera, Papilionidae.